Molecule: messenger RNA, 2502 nt
Organism: Moesziomyces aphidis
Lineage: Eukaryota; Fungi; Basidiomycota; Ustilaginomycetes; Ustilaginales; Ustilaginaceae
Source: the annotation of a GenBank genome assembly
AUGCUGCAUGCAGCAGAGCAAUCGACUCAUUGCAUAGGGUCGGCGGUUCCUGCCAUCGCCUGCCUACUACGCGCCGCGGCGGCACCUCGACGCACGGACGCGUGCCUCGCGCGCCACCUCCAAGCUGACUCGGCAUGUCUCCGCUCACUUACGACGACAGCUGUGAUCCUUGGCACGGGCCGUGAGCUGCGGAGGAGCCGAAGCCAGCGCAAGACGCCGGUGCUCUCCCGCGUGUUGCUAUUUCAUCGAGGCGUCGGGUCCCACGCUCAGGCGGUCAGCCGAGCGACCAGGCCCUGGGCUUGGGCAGUCUCGUCGGCUCGCAUCCGAGGCUGGCCUCCACCCAACAGUGCGCCAGUCAAGACAGCGCGGAGGUGCUGCAGUCUGGCCAGAGCUUCCGACCCAGUGAGCAAGGACAGCUCGGCGGUGCGCUCGCCAAAAAAAUGCGCCAGGCUGCCGCACUUUUUCAUGCAAAGCCACGUCGGCCGGCCAAUUUCGCCUGCGCUGCCGCUGCCGCUCGACCUUAAUUUGUGGGGGCGCAUGGAUGUCGUGUGCAACUCACGCCUGGACCCGCGCCCGGCGCCAGCUCCCGCCUCGCGAUCGUCCAAGCGCCGCCAUCGCUACGCUGCACGAAGGCCGUCUUUCGCACACCGACUCGCGUGUUGGUUGGGUGGCAACGCAUGCCUCCUGUCGGACGGGGCUGCAUUACGCACGAGUGAGCUCGUCUCAUCGCCCAUCCCUGUCCUCAUUCAGCUUCGAGAGGGCAUGCUCAGCUCGGAACUCGGAAGGCGCAAGCCAAGUUUCCUUUCUUCUUGCUCUUCCUCCUUGGACCCUGGAAGCCCCGCCUGCUCACCGCACACCUUCUCCUCGUCCCUAUUCACACAGCCCAUCAUGGCGGCCGAUCCCUUUGCGCACGCGCGGCCCAAUUGGGAGCAUAUAUCGUCCGCACCCGGGCUCGACUCGGACCGCGUGCCGCUCGCGUCCACCGCACCCGUGCUCAAGAUCUACGAAGAGGCGGUGCAGGAACCGGGCGUCGAGUGCCGCAACAUCGACUCGCUCUACAGCCAGGCGCAGCUCGACGGCUCGGACCGCUACGAUGCACGCAUCCUCCGCGAAGACUUUUGCAGCACCGCCAUCAUCGCCACCACCUGGGCGGGCAUGGACGCGCGCAACCGCAGCCAGGGCGUCGACAUCGACCUCGUCGCGCUCAAAGAUACCCACGCGCGUCUGCGCAACCGCCCUGGCUUUGUGCAGCUGCUCCAGUCGCCCAGUUUCGCCCAGGAUGGACCAUAUACCAAAGUGCUAUCUGCAGAAGUCUUGCCUGCGACUGGCGCAGAGACAGAAGCAGUCAAAGAGACGCCGCAAGACGCCGCGCCGGCAGCCGACACGUGGGCGCCAGGAGCAGCAACCGAAAGAUUCGAUCGAAAGCGCAACAAGAAGCUCGCAAAGCAAGCCAAGAAGGAUGCUGCCAUCGAGGCGGCGCGCGUAGCACGUGCAGCCUCGCAACCCCCCGCGGCUGACGGUCCAAAGAUGAAGCUGCUCCACAGCGACGUGCUCGAUCUUCCCGUUGCGCCCGUCGCGGCCGAAAGCCUCGACUCUGCACUCGAGGCACCGGACGUGAUAGCGUCGCUCAACUAUGCCAUGGCGUACUUUCACGAUCGCGCCACGCUGCUGCGCUACCUGCGCAUGGCGCGCGCCACUCUGCGUCCCAAGACGGGCGUGUUUAUCACCGACAUGUUCGGCGGGCCCAGUACGGGCGAGUCGUAUCCCGACCAAGACGCCACCUGGGCGCGAUUCCAGGGCGAGGUCGGCUUUGGCAGGGAUGGCGGUGACGCGCGCGGGCAGUAUGUGCUUCGCGCUGAUCGGUCGAGGGCCGGCUUGCGCAAAGACGCCAGCACCCACGCUGGGCUAGCCGCCAUCGAUGGACGUGGUGCGAACCGUGCGCGUCCCGCCCGGGACAACGAUGCGGACGACGAAGAGGCCGAGCGUGUGCUGGAGCUCAUGCCUGCGCCAGACUCCUCAUCGCUAGGCACGAGGGCAGAGUGGCCACGGGGCAAGCUGAAGCUCGUGCGUACGGGCGAGGAGCACGGCGGCUUCGAGUACUGGCGCGAAGACGGGCCGGUGGACUGGAUGACGAACCGCUUCCGCAUGAGUCUCAGCUUCCGCUUCUCGGACGCCAGCUGGCUGCGCGAUGUCUUUUCGUACGACUUCCGCGUGUGGAGCAUCAAAGAGCUCACCGAGGCCAUGGAGGAGGCCGGCUUUGUGCGCGUCCAGGUGCACAUCCUCCCGCGCAACAUCGUCGACUCGGACCGAGGCGAUGCCAUCGAUGACGACGCAAGCGAUGCAGCAAGCGAAGCAGCAGACGAAGCGGAUAGCAUGGCCGGCCUCCUGCUGAGGACCGAAAAGGAAGAGCGCAAUAAGAGCUCGUAUACCGCAGUCAAGGCGGGCGAAAAGGUGUUUGCCAACCGUAGCUUUGCAACUUACAUUGUGGCAUGUGCACCAUAG